Messenger RNA from Rotaria sordida, 172 nucleotides. The record is from the annotation of a GenBank genome assembly. Lineage: Eukaryota; Metazoa; Rotifera; Eurotatoria; Philodinida; Philodinidae.
ACAUCUUGAUGAAGCUAAAAGAAAUGGUAUAAAGAAAGGUGUAAUUAAUGGUGCAACAAUGGGUUUGUUGUGGUUUAUCAUUUGUUGUACAUAUGCAUUAGGACUUUGGUAUGGAGCAAAAUUAAUUCGAGAUGAAGGGUAUAAUAUUGGUAAAGUUUUGAUUGUAAGUUAA